Molecule: messenger RNA, 492 nt
Organism: Quercus robur (English oak)
Lineage: Eukaryota; Viridiplantae; Streptophyta; Magnoliopsida; Fagales; Fagaceae
Exons: 4
Coding region: 1-492 (163 amino acids)
Source: RefSeq, a predicted model, not a curated record
AUGGCAACAGGCAUUUCAAAGCUGAUGAUGGACAAUUUCAGAGCAAAGGCAGAGGACGAGAUCAACAUUUUGACAAAUCCAAGGCUGCUUAAAGACAAAGAAAAGGAACCACAAUCAAAUUUUGCUGAAAAGAAGGAAGUGGAAACUUUGUUAAUGGCUGUUCAAGCUAAUCAGGAACCUGAAUCUGAUGUUUGGUAUGUGGAUACGGGCUGCAGUAACCACAUGUGUGGAAUAUGUUUUGGUGAUUGUUCCACUGUGAAGGUGAUGGGAAAGGGUGAUAUAGAGAUAAGAACCAAGAAUGGUUUUGUAGAAACAAUUUCUAAUGUCUUUUAUGUUCUUGACUUGAAAAGCAAUUUGUUAAGUGCUGGUCAAUUGCAAGAAAAGGAUUUAAUUUCAGGGAUUCCAACUGCCUCCUCUAAACCGCCUAUGUCUGCAUAUGAUUCUAGUGGAGCCUUCUCAACCUUCAUCACAGACACAAUUGGAUCAACUUAA